CUGUCAUCGGUAAAAACGAGGCGAACACAAAACUGUUUCAUUUUGUGUCAAAAACUACGUACGUUUUCGUAUAACUGUAAAUAUUAGUAAAUAAUAAAUUAAUAAGCUUAUAAAUAAAUAUAUAAGUGGACGUAGUGUGGCGCGCAACAAAGUUAAAAAGGCUGUAAAAACGCAGACUUUUGAACAAAAAACAGCAACCCAGCGUACGUGUGUUUUCACAGGCAGCCAUUUUGGGCGAACUCAACGUCAGCAGAACGAGCUCCUAAAUUGUACAUAAUUAAACCUACAUACAUAGUUACGACAACUGCCGUUUUGUGUACCACGCCGGAAGCUUUUGCGCCAACAAAACCGAGCUUUUGUAGCAGACGUAAACAAACCCGAAUCCAAAACAAUGGCCGAUGAAGAUAUCACAUUGAACGAGGAUCAGCUCCUGGAAUCGCUGGAGGAGACGAACGGGGAGCAAGAGGCUGAGAUCGCCACAGAAAUCGCCACACUGACCGAGGAGGAGGCCAGCAUGCAAAUCGACCCGGAACUGGAGGCGAUAAAGGCUCGCGUCAAGGAGAUGGAGGAGGAGGCCGAGAAGAUAAAGCAGAUGCAGUCGGAGGUGGACAAACAAAUGGCCGGUGGGUCCACCACCGGUUUGGCCACAGUCCCGCUUUCUCUUGAGGAGAAGCAGGAAAUCGACACGCGGUCCGUCUAUGUGGGCAAUGUGGACUACGGCGCAUCGGCCGAGGAACUGGAGGCCCACUUCCACGGAUGCGGCACCAUCAACCGAGUAACCAUACUCUGCAACAAGGCUGACGGGCACCCCAAGGGAUUCGCGUACAUCGAGUUCGGAUCCAAGGAGUUCGUCGAGACGGCACUGGCCAUGAACGAAACCCUCUUCCGAGGGCGUCAAAUUAAGGUAAUGUCGAAGCGCACAAACCGCCCUGGACUCUCCACCACAAACCGCUUCGCACGCGGCAGCUUCCGUGGUCGAGGAGCUCGUGUCUCCCGGGCGUGCUGUCACUCCACCUUCCGAGGCGCCAGACGAGCAAUAAGGGGUUACCGUGGUCGCGCCAAUUACUACGCUCCUUACUGAUUAUUGUUUUAUUAAAAUCCCUAGUAAGAUUUUUUUACAAUAUAAUUUCAAAAAACAUUAUUUUAUUGCCAAACUUCUUUGCUAAAUAAAAAAGAGAAAACAAUCGCAACAGAAAACGCCAGAAAAAAUAUCGUUUCAAUAAAAAAUGCAUCCGCAGCAAGAAAACAGGCGAAAAAGAAGAGACCUCGAAAA
Molecule: messenger RNA, 1273 nt
Organism: Drosophila sechellia
Lineage: Eukaryota; Metazoa; Arthropoda; Insecta; Diptera; Drosophilidae
Gene: Pabp2
Product: poly(A) binding protein nuclear 1
Exons: 6
Coding region: 392-1081 (229 amino acids)
Cellular component (GO): nucleus
Molecular function (GO): poly(A) binding
Source: RefSeq, a predicted model, not a curated record